UUUUCAUUGGCCCUAAUCCUCUUCCAUACUAUUGGGAUACUCAUCCACACUUUUUUAUAAAUCUGUAUGGAUUUGUGUUCUGAAAGUUCUUUAAUGUGGAAAAAGUUCCUGAGUCCUUCAGUCCCAAAAAAACAAAAGGAUAACUUCCUGAACUCUUAGUUGGGGCGGGCUCCAUGUUGUCCCUGCUCCUCUGUACCCCCCCCUCCCUUCUGGAUCCUGAUACGUGGCUGUUUGGGAGAGCCGUGGUGAUGACCCGCUGCAGUCCCUCCUGAGCUGCAGCUCGGCCCGCAGCAACAACAGCAGCAGCAGCAGCAGCUGGGAUUCUGGAGGAGAAACUCAGCGGCUCUAGCCUUCAUUUAACAAGUCGGCCUGGAUGGCAGGGACACACUGGUGCAAGGACUGCAGAAACCACAAGUAUUUCUGGCUGCCAGUGCUUUUUGGACCGUGGGACGGAUGAAAGGUGGAAGCUGUGCAAAGCCCAGCUGGGCUGUAGCUGCUCUGUUUAUCCCCCUUACCCUGCUGAUGCUGACCUUCGGGGGGGCAUUAAGCAGUCAGAAGAUGACACAAACAACGAUGGGUCAUGCAACAGCAACGUCUUCAGGACAGGGCCCCGGCCUGACGGACAACCUCCCGGGCUUUCGGGCGGUAGCAGACUUCUUAGCCAGCGAGGAUGCUCAUGUGUGGCUCCUGUCUCUGGUGGGAUCUGUCGCUGUAGGUCUUAGUGGGGUUUUCCCUCUUCUUGUCAUUCCUAUUGAAGCUGGAGCAGCUCUCAAAACAGAAGCUGGGAGCCAGAAGCUGAAACACCUCUUGAGCUUCGCAAUUGGUGGUCUCCUCGGGGAUGUAUUUCUCCAUCUCCUUCCUGAGGCGUGGGCGGUGUCGUCAAACACUGCAGCUGGUAAACAAAACCACUACAUGACCCAGGGCCUCUGGGUAAUCAUUGGCCUGCUGGCUUUCCUUCUCCUGGAGAAGAUGUUCCCAGACCAAGACAGCCAAGAGGAUCCGGACCCAGACUCAGACCUGAACUCUAACACACCUACACAGACUAACGCAACUGUCAGUGGAAAGCCAGUGGUAUCACUCCGAAACGGGCACCAUGCAGAGUCAUGGAAAUCCUCCAAGCAACAGAGUCGGCAGGAAAGAUCAGAGAAAAUCAAGACGAGCGGAUACCUAAACCUGCUGGCCAACUGCAUCGACAACUUCACCCAUGGACUGGCUGUAGCUGGGAGUUUCCUGGUUAGCAAAAAGGUUGGGUUCCUCACCACAUUCGCCAUCCUGCUCCAUGAAAUCCCCCAUGAGGUGGGAGACUUUGCCAUCCUGCUGAGGGCCGGGUUUGACCGAUGGAGUGCAGCUCGCAUGCAGCUGUCCACGGCACUGGUCGGGGUCAUAGGAGCUUGCUUUGCUUUGUACACUCAGUCGCCACAAGACACAGAAAAUACCACUGCCUGGAUCCUACCGUUCACCUCUGGAGGUUUCCUCUACAUCGCCUUAGUCAAUGUCGUGCCAGACCUGCUGGAGGAGUCCAGUUUGAGACACUCCAUACUGCAGAUCCUGCUCAUCAUCAGUGGCGUGGCCGUCAUGGCUCUGCUCUCCGCCAUUGUCGACUGAACAUAGAGGAACAUCACACUCGACUCUAUCGCCUUACCAAACACUUUUCACCAGCAUCGGAGUGACAUCCUACUCUCCACCAGCCCUGCAUACCUGGUACCUCUCAUUCAGGAAAACUUACUCUCGCUUCAAAUAAUCAAACAGCUCUUUGAUACCAUCGUCAUCAUGUUUCAUUAGACCAAUCUGUCAGAGGAACGGCACUUUAUGGAUGAAUGAGUGAUCUGCUGACGAGACAUUUAUGUGGACACUUAAUGAGGAUGUGCCAAACGUAAACACAAAAGGAAAUCAGAGGGUCUGCGAGGAUUCCUGUUACCAAAAUGUCUUAAAUUGUUGAGUAGACAAUCAUGUUAUUUUGCACAUACAUAAACACAGGUAGUGAACCUGCUCCACACAAAGAUAUUAAUAGAUCUCUGCAGAAAACUCCCUUAUUAAGUGUUCGACCCCCAAUGUUUAAAUGCGUAUAUUAUGUAUUAUCACUGUUGUGUGUUUUCUAUUUCUGAGGUAGCUGCUUCGUAUUUAUUUAAAGUUAAACCUGCAGCUUUCACAGGCGUGCUUCACCAACAGUCCAUCUUUUAGUUUUGAUAAGAAAUAAAAGUGCCAAGAAGUCAGGAUGGUCUGUUACAAAAGUGUCAGGUCUAAACCAAAGUACUUUGUGUUUGUUUGUAUCCUCACAGACAGUGUGCAGCUCUGAGACAAGUCAGCCUGAAUAAUAAUCGUGUUAAAGUUGUAAUAAAGUGAAAAGAGAGAUUGGUACUGUUAAUUUUCAGAGAUACUUGUUGCCAAGAUUUUAGAGGAAUGAUGAAUUGAAAAGAGAUAAAAAUGUAAGAUACACAUACGUCACUGUUUUGUUAAUACACCUUUUAAGAGAAAGUUUUAAAUCCUGAUAAAUAAAAUAUACAUCUUUAUGAAAAA
Molecule: messenger RNA, 2517 nt
Organism: Notolabrus celidotus (New Zealand spotty)
Lineage: Eukaryota; Metazoa; Chordata; Actinopteri; Labriformes; Labridae
Gene: slc39a13
Product: solute carrier family 39 member 13
Exons: 10
Coding region: 454-1605 (383 amino acids)
Biological process (GO): intracellular zinc ion homeostasis; zinc ion transmembrane transport
Cellular component (GO): membrane
Molecular function (GO): zinc ion transmembrane transporter activity
Source: RefSeq, a predicted model, not a curated record